AUGAAUUAUUAUAUUUGUCUUUCCCUCAUUCCAGAUCUUAGUUUGAUGAUGCUAGAUCGAGGGGCAAUUUCUCAUCAUAUUAUGAAUAAGUAAGUGAAUAAACAUAAAUUUCAAAUCAAUUUAAAUCUAAUAAAUGUAAUCUUAGAUGAGAAAAGUGAAAAACAUAAAGAAAAAAUUGAUGAAUUUUAGAAUAUUUUAACCUUCAUAAUCAAAGAAAAAUAAAAAUAUCAACUCAAAUUACCAGAUCAUUCUUAAUAAUAAAAUAAAAUAUCCAAGAUAAAUAAUAAUUAAAAAUAUGAAAAAUCUAAACAAAAAUAAAAUUCAAAUAUUUAAUAAAGAGAUCAACAAUUAGAAGAAAAAGAUAAAUAAAUCUCAGAAUUAAUUAAUAAUUCAAACAAAUUAGUAUAACAAAUUAAAGAAACAUAAAAAAUUUAUCACAUUAAUUUUAACUUGAUAUUGAUAAAUUAAAAGGUAUUCUAAACCUUAAUUAGAUUAAAUUGUAUAAUUGGAAAAAACAUUAAAAAAAAAAACUAAUAAAGAAUGGUACAUACUAACUCUGAAAAAGAGAUAAUUAUUCUUUCAUAUUAAAGAAUCAGACCAAAAAGAUAUGGAAGUUUGAUGAAAUAAAAUGAAAAAUAUUUGAUAUAAAUAGAUGUUAAAUAAAAAUCAAAUACCAUAAUUGAUUUAUAAAAUAAAUUAUUCGAAGCAAAAAAAUUGUCCUCUCCAAAAAUGAAGAAUUAAUAAGUUUUAUCCCUAAAUUAAGAAAAAAUGCUAGAACGAUAAAAAAAAGAAGAUGUUGCUCUCUAGUUUUAUAAGAUGUAGCAACUAUAAGUUUUAUAUUUAAACUAAAUGCUCGAGAUCUCUGAAUUGAAGAAAAUCAUAUCAGAAUUUUUAAGAAAAAGAAAUAUUAGAAAUGCACUUGCUGAAAAAGAGAAAUUUAAUAAUUAAGUAAAUAGAAUCCUCAAUGAAAAAUAGUCUAUUGAAGUUAAAUUAGAAGAUGAUACUUAAACCAGAUAUAGGAAGUCGAAUUAGAUAAAUAAGAGAUUGCUUCACCAAAUUAAGGAAAAUAAAUCAUUUAACAAAAUUAGAUAAUGUUUUAGAUAUUAAAUAAUAGCUAUAAGAUGA
Paramecium tetraurelia is the source of this 1125-nucleotide messenger RNA. RefSeq lists its product as uncharacterized. The record is from RefSeq and is a predicted model, not a curated record. Lineage: Eukaryota; Ciliophora; Oligohymenophorea; Peniculida; Parameciidae. The transcript has 4 exons.